Rangifer tarandus platyrhynchus (Svalbard reindeer) is the source of this 318-nucleotide messenger RNA. NCBI's taxonomy places the organism in Eukaryota, Metazoa, Chordata, Mammalia, Artiodactyla, Cervidae. The record is from the annotation of a GenBank genome assembly.
AUGGUGCUCCGGGCGGGGCCAGACACACACGAAACCACCACCACCCCCGUGAGUCUGCCCAUGACUAGGCCUCCUGAGGCCCGGACAGGAAGUGAGCCGGGGCUUGGGCCUAGCACAAAUGAGACAAAGCGCUUAGACAGAGGGCGUGACCGACAGAAAUGCCCCAGCUCACAGCUCUGGCGCGGGAGUCCAAAACUGCAGCAGGAGGCAGGAGAUGCUGCCAACCCGCUCUCGGAUUUUGGACAAGUCCUACAGCUUGUUUGGGUUUUCAUUGUUUGUGUGUCAGAGCGGGGAGGGGGUGGACCAGAUGACUCCUGA